Miscanthus lutarioriparius is the source of this 1848-nucleotide messenger RNA. The record is from the annotation of a GenBank genome assembly. NCBI's taxonomy places the organism in Eukaryota, Viridiplantae, Streptophyta, Magnoliopsida, Poales, Poaceae.
AUGGGCGCGAACAAGGGGAUGGCGACGGCGGCGGGGACGGCGGUGCUCCUGUACCUGGUGCUGUCGGGCCGGCUCUGCGGGGACGCCGCGGGCGGCGACGGCGGCGCUGCCCUGGAGGACCAGCUGAUAUCGUCGGCCGUGUCGGCGGCGACGGAGGCGCGGCGGCGGAGGAAGGAGGACGCCCGGGCGCGGCGGGAGCACCAGCGGCGGGCGGCGUCGCGCGCCACCAAGCGGCGGCGGUGGCCCGAGCGCGCCCCGGACGGGUGGGGCGAGGCGGCCGCCCUGGCCGCGCGCACCGUGCGGCUCACCUGGGCGGAGACGCUCGGCAAGUGGGCCCUCGGGGAGCUCGCCUUCGGGAUCAAGUACUACAUGCGACAGCAGGGUAAUCUGCAGCAUGAGUAUGCUGGGAGUGAUUCUGUACUACUGCAUGGGCCUGAGGUAAGGCAGGAGCUGAUUUCGCUGCUCAGAUAUCUGUUGCAAUGCAUGUAUUUCUCGAAGAAGCCAUACAACGUGUUUUUGGAGUAUGGUGGUUAUGGCCAGAAUGAUGUGCUUAUAAAGAAAUCUAAGGCGAGGCUCCUGAAGCCUGCUUUCACCAUUGUUCGUGACAGAAGUAGCAAAUGCUUUCUCCUUUUCAUUAGGGGGGCUAUCAGUGUUAAGGAGCGGUUGACAGCAGCAACUGGCGCAGAGGUUCCAUUUCAUCACGUUGUGGUCCAGGAAGGUCGUGUUUCCAACCUAGUGUUGGGCUAUGCCCACUGUGGAAUGGUUGUAGCAGCUCGAUGGAUUGCAAAACAAGCCAUUCCUUGCCUGAGUAAAGCAAUCGAGGAAUUCCCAGAGUAUGAGGUUAAGAUCAUUGGACACUCAAUGGGAGCUGGGAUUGCAACAAUACUAACAUACAUCCUACGCGAGAACGAGAAGCUGUCAUCAUCCACUUGUAUUGCAUUUGGGCCAGCUGCUUGCAUGACAUGGGACUUGGCUGAGUCGGGUAAAGACUUUGUUACCACCAUUGUUAACAGAAAUGACGUAGUGCCAUCUCUUGGCAUAGCUUCUGCUGCCAAGCUUCGUAUAGAGGUUAUGUCAUCGUCUUGGGCACAUGACCUUCGCAAACAAAUUCAGCAGACUAGAUUCUUAGGUUUUGUGAACCGUUCUGUGAGUUUUAUAAGAUCUCAUGUGCCCUUUGUCUCUGAUCCAAGAUCUAAGGUUGUGGAUGUUGAUAUGCUACAAUCUGAGAGUCCUGAGGCUGGGAGUAAGCCUUCAGCAGAUACCCAUGCUGUGGUAAAGAAACGCCCUGCACUAGUUUGCUGGUCAUGUGUGGCUGCACCCAAACAGAGUAAGGAAUCGUCAAUACAAAUUCAGGGCACGGAAGUCCAAACCGACACUGAUGUCCAAACUGAGAAAACUACCGAAGCGGUAGCUGCUGAGCUAGUCUCAAUCCAUCUUGGUGAACUAAACCUUCAAGAAUCAGAUAACGAGGACAACAACAGAGAGGAAAAGGGAUCAUCUCUGACAGAAACAAAUGAAGAAGAGGCCAUGGAGCUUGUAGAGUCAUUGACUGACGAGAAGCAGGUGCCAUCAUCGUCAACCUCUGCUCAAGAACCACACCAGCUAUACCCUCCAGGGAAAAUAUUGCACAUGGUUGGAUUGCCAGCAGCGGAAGAGGCAACCACAAGUCAGCAAGGAGCCCAGGAGGAGGUCCUCGCCCUGUAUGAGACACCCCGGCAUUUGUACAGUAAGAUUCGCCUGGCGAGGUCCAUGAUAGGAGAACAUUACAUGCCCAAGUACAUUAAGACAAUGGAGCAGUUGAUAGACAAGCUUGCAGAGGACAUCGACGACCAGCUGGACUCUUUGUAG